AGAUGAUCAAUAUCUUCAAUUCUCCAAUUGAUCCAUCACAACUUGAUGAAUUUGCACAAGGAAAACAACAGGAAGAUGGUGAUGAACAAAUUUUCGAUGUGAAGAAGCGCAAACCACAAGUGACAUACAGUGGUGAUGGGCGGCGAAUGUUGGAUGGUGUUGUCGAAAAACAACAUGAAUCAAAUGCUCUUUGGACAACUGCAAUUACAAGAGGAGUUGCAAAUGAAUGGCGUGAAGAAGCAACUGGUACACGUCUUCAGAAGACAAAGAGAUAUCUCUCCAAAGUCACAUAUGAUGCACAAGUACUAGUACGUCAAACAUAUCGUCGCCAUGGAACUGAAAUCCUCAUCGCCACAAAUGUGAUACUAUUAUUAUUGUUUUUGUACAUUUGUCGACUAUUUCCAUUCAAUAAAUGAGUUUUUAUGAUUGGAAAAUAAAUAUUGCUUACAAU
Caenorhabditis elegans is the source of this 451-nucleotide messenger RNA. It is a transcript of the gene F26E4.2, whose product is annotated as Tnp_DDE_dom domain-containing protein. The record is from RefSeq and is marked reviewed. Lineage: Eukaryota; Metazoa; Nematoda; Chromadorea; Rhabditida; Rhabditidae. The transcript is spliced from 4 exons. Bases 3 to 416 code for a protein of 137 amino acids.